UCACUUGUUUUAACUUCUUGUAUAGCUAUACUCAACUCAUACUCUCUCGUCUGAUCUCACAAUGAUCUGUUUGACCGAUCCCUUCUCAUAUCCAUCUCAAGAAACUGACACAACGACCCGAUAUAAUACUAAUCCAAAAGUAAAGCCAAGUGAUCUAUACGAAUGGAAAACCAACAGCCCAGCAUUCGUCCAGACUGUCAGAGUAGACCAGUCACGAAAGGCCAUCAACCUCUAUCCGUUUCUGUGAUACACUCGCCUUAAGGAUCUAGAAUUGAAAACACAUAUAUAGGUAUAUAGGUAUAUAGGUAUAAACAAUCCAUCCACCGGCUCUACUCAACCAUCAGCCACCGCACCCAACCUUACCCUCACCCUCACAUUCACCCCGGGACAAGGGUGCAAGCCAUCAAGAUGUGCAUACAAUCCUACGAACGCUACAUCCUAUGCCCAUGCCAACUAAAACGAGGCACCUUCAACAAAUGCGCCGACCCGAACUGCCACAGCGUCACCAAGCCCGUGUACCGCACCAACGCACCGUACUGCUUCUACCACGCGCGCGCGACCUGCGCCGCCAGCACCUCCCGCAAGCUAUUCUUCGCGCGCAAGGGCGUGACCUCCUCCUCCCCAUCCCCCCUCAACAUCCCCGCAACGGCGCUCAUACUCGGCGGCAUCAUCAGCGGCGUCCCCCUCUCCACCGCGUUCGCGGGAUCCGGAAUUGACUUCAUGGAUGGCAAACGCGUCGUCGUCGACGACUCGAGCGACGAUCCGGACCGCGGGAAAUUCGCCGCUAAUCGAGAGCGCCGGGACUUCGGGCGCGAGGAGAACAGGGUGGAGUUCGCGGGGCGCAAGGAGGAUUUGUGGGCGAAGGUGGGGACGCCGCGCAGGGAAUAUUGGGAGCCGAGCGCGCGGGCGAGGAGGGGCUCGCGGGGUCGGCCGGGUCCGUUGAAGGCGGGGCGCGAGAAGUCGAGGACGUGGGUCGAGUGGAGAAAGUUCCGGCGCGCGAGGGAGGAGGUAAAGGCGAAGGAGAAGAGUAACCGGCGAUCGGAGACGGAGUCAACCUCGGCGAAGGAGGAAUCGCAGCUGCUAUCGACCACGGAGCUGGAGGAGUUCGAGGCGAUGGCGUUGUCGGAUGCGAUGACGCUAGAGUUGUCGAUGUCGUACUUAGUAUCGUCAGAUUCGAAAACACGAGACGAUUCCCCUCCAGCAUGACCGAAUUCAUAAGAGAGCCGGACUUAGAUGGCACGUAGGACGACGCUAUUUGGAGUCCCUCGAAAGGCCACUCAAUAUGAUCAGCAGAAGCUUGGUUGGAGGAGGAUGAGAGGGAAAUGUACCGGCCCUACAACACCGAACGAGCGCCUUGUCUUGGUAACAUCAAAGGAGUGUCGAAAAACCCAACUAAAUCAUUAUUUGGUUUCCGUCUGUAUGUACCUUCUUAGUUCAGCUUCCAAAGUAACCCGCGAUUGGAAGUUGCGCCUCUUAACGAGACCUGCUCUGCUUUCCGGUUAGGGCUUCCUUUGUGCAUAGUUACCUAGUCC
This is a messenger RNA of Annulohypoxylon truncatum, 1532 nucleotides long. RefSeq lists its product as uncharacterized. The coding region runs from base 409 to 1206 and encodes 265 amino acids. NCBI's taxonomy places the organism in Eukaryota, Fungi, Ascomycota, Sordariomycetes, Xylariales, Hypoxylaceae. The transcript has a single exon. The record is from RefSeq and is a predicted model, not a curated record.